Paramecium sonneborni is the source of this 3303-nucleotide messenger RNA. NCBI's taxonomy places the organism in Eukaryota, Ciliophora, Oligohymenophorea, Peniculida, Parameciidae. The record is from the annotation of a GenBank genome assembly.
AUGAAAUAAUAAUAUAGUGUGAUAUUACCUAUUAGUGCUGAAGUAAACUUUUUGCACAUCCUAUUUAGAGUUUCUAAAAGGGGAGCAAAUUUGUAGACUAUUUGAUUGACUUCGAUCUGAGUAAGCAAAACUAGUAAAAGGUUGAAAUAGUAUCAUAGGUUCAAUAUUGAUAUAAUAUUAGUCACCAAUUGUUAAAAUGUACAUACUCUCUAAUUACUUACCAGAAUUUAUGGUACAAUUAACAAAUCAGAAACAAAUUCAAAUUUAGGAGCGUAAGACAUCAUAUGAAAAUUGUGAAUAGAGAAUAUUUAAUGUAGUUCAAUUUUCUGGGAUUGAGGUGGCUAUAAUUGGCAAACUAGCUCCUAGUCCUAAUAGAGCUGCUUAAGUCAUUGAUGUUGUUACAGAAGAAUUGGAUUAUUUUAAGGGAUAUGAGAAAGAUGUCGAAAGAAAAUUAAGAGACAAUUUUGGCAUUUUAGAGAAGAAUAAUUGGUAACGAUUCUGUCCAAACAUUGUUGCAAUUAAUUUAAGUGUUGAAAUUAAUAUCUAUCAGUAUGGCGAAGAAUCAAAUGCAAUUGCUUAAUUCUUAACAGAAAUAAUAAGAAAAUAUAUUUUGUACUUUUAUAAGUCAAUGCUACUAACUUAUAAUGUUUGGCAGAGUAUAAACGAUUCUGAAUUGUUUAAAAUGAAUAAAUCAGUUUUAUUGCAAUAAUAAUAAGUGAAGUUGAAUCUUUAUCAAUAAAUAACUUCUCUCAAAGAUCUAUAAAAGACUUCAUAUAAAGAGUAAUGUAUUAAAAUAAAAAUAGAUUAAAAAAGAAGUACUUCAAAAACUAUCCUAACCUAUCUUAAUCAACAUUUUCUACUCCUGUAAAAUAAUCUUAAAUUAGUCUAACGAGCUCCUAAACUCCAACUAAAACUCCUUAAUUAUCAAGAAAAAAAGCAGGAAUGAUUUAUAAAAGGGGAGAUGGUCCUAUAGAUUAUAAUUGGAAUUAAAGAUAUUUAGUAUUGGAUGGAUAAACAUUGAUAUAUUUUAAAGAUAGAAAUGAUAAAGUACCAAGAGGAGCCAUAAAUUUAAGGGAAGCAUAUGUGUCUCCAAUGUCUAGUUUAGAUGACAGAGAGCAUUGUUUUUAUAUUGAAGUAGAAGCUUAGAAUAAUAAGCAAUUUUAUUUCAGUGGAGAAACAAUGGAUGAAACUGAAUAAUGGCGUGAAGAAAUUUCUUAAGCUACAAUAUCAGUAAUAUAAACAGAAAAAAGAUCUUCUUUUGCAGUUACAAAUACAUAUUUAUUGACUGAUACUCUACCUUAAGAGUUAUCUAAAUAUAAAAUUUUAACAAUGCUUGAUGAUUUAUAAUAAUAAUGGUAGUUUCGUAAAUUUAGGAAUGGAGUGAAAAUCUACGAAAGUCCUAUUUAAAAUAAAAGUAAUAUGAAUUGGAAGUUGUAUCUAAUUUUGAGUCUUGCAUUCUGCAUUAGUGUAUAUUUGAAACCAAAUUGGCUACCUUUUUUGAUGGCUAUUUUGGUUGCAGGAUUAUCUGCUUCUUAUUUUAAAAAAUAACAAGCUUAGACAAUACGUGUUUAUGGGAGAAUGGUUUGUGAUAUAGAUUCUUCUAAAGCAUUUAGAAUAAUUAAGAAUUUAAAAUUCAAGAAAGUUUUGGAUAACAAUUUUGUACAAAUUAAUAAAAUAAAAGACAACAAGGAUUUAGAAUUUAGUGUAAGUAUUAUUAAUUGAUAUUAGAAAAGAGCAAAAGUGCAUUUUAUAAUCCACCCUAUUAGAUAAAAAUAAGUAGUAUCCAAGCCAGUUAUAAUUCAAAUGAAUUUAUUGAGAUAUAGAUUUAUUAUAAACAAUGGAAGUUCAUUUAUAGUGGAUAUAUUGACAUCAGAUAAUAAUAAGUUUAAUAUGUUUGAAGCCUAUGAGAUUUAAAGAAUUCCUAAAGUAUCAGGGAAAGGAUUAGUGAAUUAUUAUUGCGAGAUAAACUGUUCCAGAAUAACUACUGAACUAGUAAUUAGAAUCAUUAAUAACAUUAGGAAAAAUAUUUAUAUAAUAAAGCAGAGAAUCUAAGUUUGAUUUCAUAAACCAUAGAUGAAGAAAGGUUUCAUUAAUUUUAACAGUCUAUUGUUAGUGAACUUUCAUCCACAUAUAUUAAAUAGAAAUCAAGAUCUAUAGCUGGAUUUGAUGAAUAAAUAAGUUCAAUUACUUAAUUGAAGAAUGGAUAACAAUUAAAAAGUAAAAGUUUAGAAGAACGAAUUCCUGGAUAUAGAAGAUUCAAAGAAGGAGGAAUAGAAUGUUUUAAUAAGGAAGAGAUUAAAGCUUAAGAUGGAUUAGUAUUGGAUUUGAUGAGAUCAGCAGGAAGAUAAUUAUUUGAAGGUCGAAACAUUAUUUCAUUUUCACUUCCUGUACGUAUUUUUGAACCAAGAUCUAUGAUUGAAAGAAUAUGUGAUUAUUGGGGUUUUAUGCCUAUCUAUAUGGAAUAUGCUAUAGGAUAAUAGGAUGAGAAAGAGAGAUUUAAAUUAGUUGUUACAAUGAUAAUAGCUGGUUUAUAUAAUGGAGGUAGAUAAAAGAAACCAUUCAAUCCAAUUUUAGGAGAGACAUUUUAAGGUUCAUGGUAAGAUGGAUCAUCAAUUUGUAUUGAACAUACAAGUCAUCAUCCUCCUAUAUCACAUUUCUAUAUUGAACAUUUCAGAAAAAAAUAUAGAUUUUAUGGUCAUUUUGAAUACUAGGCUGCUCUAAGAUAUAAUGCAGUUAUUGGACAUUAAGUUGGAGAGAAUGUUGUUGAAUUUACUGAUGGAUAGAGAAUUACAUUUAGUAUGCCACCAGUUAAAGUAAGUGGUUUGAUUUAUGGUUCAAGAUUAUUGGAAUGGUAUGGUAGUAUCAAAUUUGUUGAUUAAAAAAAUGAUAUGGUUUGUGAUAUUAAGUUUUCUGAAGGAGCAGGCAUGUUAAUUGGUAGAAAUUAAAAACCAACUGAUUAUUUUGAGUAUCACAUUUUUAUUUUGUUUUUAGGGGGACUUUGUUUUAGCAUAACAGAGUCAUUUCUAAAGUUGAAGGCUCAUGGCUUGAAUUUAUUAGUUGGGAUGGAAUCAAAUAUUGGGACAUUGAAAAAAUAGAUCCAGCAUAUAUCAUUAAAAGUGAAUCCCCCUUACCUAGUGAUUGCAGAUUCAGAACAGAUCUUAUUGAAUUAUCUAAUCAUAAUUUAGAUGGAGCAUAAGAGUAUAACCAUUAACACUAAUCUAUAGGGAAAAAACUAGACUUGAAAUCAUUUAGAGAAGAGAUAGAAAACUAAGGCAAGAUUAUAAAAAUAUAAAAUAGAAAUGA